AUGUCACCCACCACACCUCCUCCGCCGUCCCAAAGCCGCCUCUCCACGCGCAUCUCCCUCCGCUGGCCCCCGGCCCCAGCCUUCGAAAACACCGACACAAUCGUCAUGUCCGUAGCGGGCUGGUACGUCGACCUCCGCAUCGACCGCGCCACAAUCACAAUCGACUGGGCCAUCGCCGGCCAACGCGUCGUGGAUCCGAAAGACUCCACCCGCGUCCAAUUCACACACGAAGUCGACUCGCGCAAUUCCUUCGAUGACGUCGAUUGCGGGACUUUCUCCACACUGCCGAACGGGGACGAUCUUGAGAAAGGGUCGAUGCCGCGGGCGGAUCUACCCGGAAGACCUGUCUGCGAGUAUGAGGAGGUAUGGCGGGAGCUGGAGUUCCGAGCGGGGCCUGAGGGGGCGGGUAAGGGUGUUUCGUGGGUUUUGGAGUCUAAGGAUAUACUUGAUUUCAAGGACGGGGAGAAGGGCGAGGUGACUCGCACCUUUCUCGGUCGGGUCUGGGGAACUUACCUCGCUUUGCGGCAGGUGCAGAGACAGGUUCGGUCUCCGGGGUCGAAUGCUACGGUUGUUAAGGACGGAGGGGAAGUCAGCGCCCUUCGGGAGGAAUGGGAUUCCAGUCGAGGAUGGUGCACCAGAUACAACCUAUCCACGGAAGUGGACAAGCUGCCCUCCAUGAAGGAUAUGCCAGAACCACAAGCUUGGACUACGGGCCAGACAGUCACGAUCGCUGGAGUGGAGUAUACGGUACGCGCUUUCGAGGAAACCACUGCAUGAAUGGUAUGGUUGUCUAUUCACAUCGAGUCAUUAAGUCUAUGGUGGUCUGUCUAUAUACAACAUGGUUCGUCAGUUUACUGCUCGUUGCAGAGCACGUAACGGUAUCGGGCCUUGCCGGCAUCCAUGUCGAUGAUGGCGGCGUUGGCGUCCUUCAUGGGACGCUCCUCGAUCCAGGUGCGGACGUUCUUCUCCGCAGCCAGCUGCAGCAUCUCUCGGAUCUCGCUGGGGGAACCAACGAGGGAACCGCUGAACUUGACGC
Molecule: messenger RNA, 1036 nt
Organism: Aspergillus homomorphus CBS 101889
Lineage: Eukaryota; Fungi; Ascomycota; Eurotiomycetes; Eurotiales; Aspergillaceae
Exons: 2
Coding region: 1-777 (258 amino acids)
Source: RefSeq, a predicted model, not a curated record